Molecule: messenger RNA, 4680 nt
Organism: Trematomus bernacchii (emerald rockcod)
Lineage: Eukaryota; Metazoa; Chordata; Actinopteri; Perciformes; Nototheniidae
Product: myelin-associated glycoprotein-like
Exons: 17
Coding region: 150-3641 (1163 amino acids)
Source: RefSeq, a predicted model, not a curated record
ACAUCUUUCAAAAGCCAUCAACACGCGACACCAGUCUGACAUGACUCAGUUGUUGGACUAUUACCACUGACCCUUCCAUGCUGAAACUGAAAAUAUCGUAUGCUGACCAUCAUUGUUGGCUGUAAGGAAUAUCAAGCUGAGAGAAAAGCAUGGCGGGUGCUUUAAAGGUUUUCCUCCUUCUACUUCAAGGUAGCUUAUGCUUGACGUUUGAAAUCACCAUGCCUCUGAGAAUAGAGGGACUAACUGGAUCCUGUGUGAAGGUCCCCUGCACUUUCGACUUCGACUCGCAGUAUGAUGUAAAUCUGGAUGAUUCCUGCAAAGCAAUUUGGAUGAGAGGAAGCACGGCCGGAACAGUUGUGUUUGAUUCCAGCCUCACUGGAGAUCAGGCAAGCAGAAACAUUCUGCAAGGAAACCUCACAGGGAACCUGCAGAACAAGGAGUGCACCACCAUCUUCUACAACAUGCCACCGUCCCAUUCUGACAACUACUACUUCAGGAUUGAGUGUAACGGCCUGAAGUACCACUUUCCAACAGGAGUCCGUAUCACCACUCAAAAUUCACUGGACCAACCUACCAUAACUCCAUCUACACUGGAGGUAGAGGAGGGGGCUCUGGUGACGUUGAGCUGCACGGCUGUAGCUCCGUGUCCCAUCCUUCCCCCAGGUCUGACUUGGACCCCCAGGAUAGGUGACAUUGAGGAGAAACAUGAAUCUGAAUCCAUGGUCUCUGUUAUGAACUUCACCUCUUCUUACCUCCACAAUGGACAGAACUUUUCGUGCACCGCUGUCUACAAACGACAAGCUGGCAACACCGACCUUCGGUUUGAAAAGUUUAUGACCCUCCAUGUUCUUUAUCCUCCAAAGACCACAUCAGUCAGCUACUCUGCUACAGUAAAAGAGGGCAGCUUGGUGAAUCUGACCUGCAACGGCAAUGCCAAUCCAGCUGUGUACACUUGGUACAAAGUGAAUGGAGGUCAGGUGACCGAUGUGGGUUCGGGGAAAAGGUUUUCAACCACUGUGUCAGAAGUUGACAGACACUUUUACUGUAAAGUCAGUAACAGAUACGGAACCCAGAACUCAUCCAUCACUCAGAUAGACGUACAAUUUCCUCCCAAGGAAACUGCAAUAAUCAUUGAGCCUAAAGGUCCACUUUUGGAGGGCAGCUCUGUUUCUCUGCUUUGUAAAAGCCGGGCCAACCCACCUGUGACCAACUACACCUGGUACAAAGGUGAUGAAGAGGAAAAGGAGGCUGGAUCAAGUUUGGUUUUAAACGAUGUCAAACCAAGCAGCAGUGGUGACUAUUACUGUGUAGCAGAAAAUGAGCAUGGGGACCAAAAUUCAACACUGAUUCGGCUUGACAUUCAGUUUCCUCCCAAGGAAACUGCAAUAAUCAUUGAGCCUAAAGGUCCACUUUUGGAGGGCAGCUCUGUUUCUCUGCUUUGUAAAAGCCAGGCCAACCCACCUGUGACCAACUACACCUGGUACAAAGGUGAUGAAGAGGAAAAGGAGGCUGGAUCAAGUUUGGUUUUAAACUAUGUCAAACCAAGCAGCAGUGGUGACUACUACUGUGUAGCAGAAAAUGAGCAUGGGGACCAAAAUUCAACACUGAUUCGGCUUGACAUUCAGUAUCCUCCAAAGAACACAUCAGUCAGCUACUCUGCUACAGUAAAAGAGGGCAGCUUGGUGAAUCUGACCUGCAACGGCAAUGCCAAUCCAGCUGUGUACACUUGGUACAAAGUGAAUGGAGGUCAGGUGACCGAUGUGGGUUUGGGGAAAAGGUUUUCCACCACUGUCUCAGAAGUUGACAGACAGUUUUACUGUAAAGUCAGUAACAGAUACGGAACCCAGAACUCAUCCAUCACUCAGAUAGACGUACAAUUUCCUCCUAAGGAAACUACAAUAAUCAUUGAGCCUAAAGGUCCACUUUUGGAGGGCAGCUCUGUUUCUCUGCUUUGUAAAAGCCGGGCCAACCCACCUGUGACCAACUACACCUGGUACAAAGUUGAUGAAGCGGAAAUGGAGGCUGGAUCCAGUUUGGUUUUAAACAAUGUCAAACCAAGCAGCAGUGGUGACUACUACUGUGUAGCAGAAAAUGAGCAUGGGGACCAAAAUUCAACCCUAAUUCGGCUUGACAUUCAGUAUCCUCCAACGAACACAUCAGUCAGCUACUCUGCUACAGCAAAAGAGGGCAGCUUGGUGAAUCUGACCUGCAACGGCAAUGCCAAUCCAGCUGUGUACACUUGGUACAAAGUGAAUGGAGGUCAGGUGACCGAUGUGGGUUCGGGGAAAAGGUUUUCCAUCACUGUCUCAGAAGUUGACAGACACUUUUACUGUAAAGUCAGUAACAGAUACGGAACCCAGAACUCAUCCAUCACUCAGAUAGACGUACAAUUUCCUCCCAAGGAAACUGCAAUAAUCAUUGAGCCUAAAGGUCCACUUUUGGAGGGCAGCUCUGUUUCUCUGCUUUGUAAUAGCCGGGCCAACCCACCUGUGACCAACUACACCUGGUACAAAGGUGAUGAAGAGGAAAAGGACGCUGGAUCAAGUUUGGUUUUAAACAAUGUCAAACCAAGCAGCAGUGGUGACUACUACUGUGAAGCAAAAAAUGAGCAUGGGGACCAAAAUUCAACACUGAUUCAGCUGGACAUUCAGUAUCUCCCUAAGAACACCUCGGUGUCUGUUGACCCCUCUGGUCCGGUGCAGGACGGCAGCUCUGUAACUCUGACCUGCACAAGCAUCGCCAAUCCAGCAGCAGUGAACUUCACCUGGUUCAGGGCGGCUGGAAUAGAGGAGAAGGUGAUGGGCUCUGAGAGAGACCUCACCUUCAAUGUGACCAAACUCUCAGAAGAUCAGUAUUACUGUGAAGCUCUGAAUGUCCACGGACCUGGCACCUCAGAGCAUGUCAGCUUUGACGUCACAUUUCCUCCAGAGAUCCUGUCUUCUUCCCGUUGCAUCAAGAUUUCAUCCAUGAUCAGAUGUUCCUGCUACAGCCAGGGGAACCCGCCUCCCUCCCUGGUUUGGAAGUUGGCCGGAGAGCCUGUCAAUCACUCUGCUGCCAUCACAAUCAGGGAAGAGUCCCUGGGGAACGUGGGCAUGAAGAGCAUCAUCACCCUGUACGAUCUGGACGAAGACACGCUCUCUCUAGUCUGCCUCAGCAUCAACUCACUGGGAUUUGACAGUUUUGCUUUUAACAUGUCGCUUAGCAAAGGCCUCCACUUGUUGUCUUUUGGGAUCGGUUUUGUAGUGGCAGCUCUGGGGAUGCUGCUGGUGGGUGUACCGCUGCUGAUAAUCUACUACCGGAGGGGAAAAGUCAUCUCUUCCUCGGACAAGGGAAAGGCGGAGACAUGCAACCCUGUAGUUACUGAUGUGAUCAACUCUUCAAAAGUGGAUGUGAUUUAUGCUAAUAAAGCUUUUCUGGAAGAGAAAGAUGUAGCUGAGGAAGAACCUCUCCAUUACGUCAAUGUGUACUUUGCUAAACUGCAGGCCCAUUCAAAGGGUAAGCCUGGGGAAGAGAUUAGAGGCCUGGACUCAAAGACGGAGUAUGCUGAGAUCCGUCUGCAGUCCAGAGGAAACAUCGGAGGAGAUGCAGAGGAAGAAGAGAACGUUUCUGACACUCAAUUGGAACAAGAGAAGACGCCUUAGUCUCAUAGACCUUGAGGUGAAAUGUUUAUGGCUGACGUUUAAGGGAAAUGUUAGUGAAAUACAGCAAUGUGCGCUUCAAACUGCUACAGGACUUCACCAUACAAGCAGAUCCCCGCUGAGAUAAAACUGCAGAAGCGGUAGUAGAAACUGCUCUGCAUGCAACCUAUUUAAAACGUAGUCACACUUGUUGCUUCAAGUUUAGUUCUGGACUUUUGUAACUGUACCCCUUUUUUUGUGUCCAUAAGAUGCAUAGCAAAACAAAAUCACUAUAAAAUGAAUACAUACUGUAUAGCAGGUAGUUACCCUGGAAUUUCCUCCUUUGAAAUCAUGACUUUUACUAUAUUUAAUAUUUGAAUGCUAUUUUGUCUUCCUGAUUUUACAUUAAAAACCUUUGCAAAGCAAGAAAGAAGCAGCUGGACAUAGCUUGUCACACUUUUUAAUCGAUUUUUUUUUUCUCUAAAAUACAAAAACAAAGACAUUUUGUUGGCAGUUAUACAACAGCGGAAUUCAAAACCCUUCCCUUCAAAGCCUGUGCGUGGGUUGGCACUGGUCUCUCCUAGACCUACACAUAGCAGUCACUAUGUACUGUAGUAUAUUCCCCUCAAAGCUGCAGUGUUUAAGGGGAAUGGCUUUUGGGGCUGUUCCCUGGCCUUCACAUAGCAGCCAGUUUCACUAGGUAGUACAUUCCCCUCAAAGCCACGGUGUUUAAGGGGAAUGGCCACGUGGCAGCUUCGCCAGGCCCUCAACUUAUCAGACUAACAUCACCAGCGUCAGUCACACAGUUUUGGGGGAUGAGUAUCCAAUCUCCAUGCAGUGUUGGGGGAUAGUUAUCUAAUCAUCACUCAAUGUUCUAUGUAUAUCUGUGGAGUGAUGAGGCACGAGCCUAGACGCCAAACAAAAAUGAUAUGCUGCUUCUAAUAAAUAUAUCAAGAAACAAGUGAGUUAUCUGACUGAUAUGGGGCGAAGCCUGCGAGCUAGUUCAGGCAGUCAACUCGCCAAUGAUACAUUAACACGUGACGCGCCUCGUCCCUCUUACAAC